This is a messenger RNA of Coprinopsis cinerea okayama7#130, 1986 nucleotides long. RefSeq lists its product as hypothetical. The transcript is spliced from 2 exons. The record is from RefSeq and is a predicted model, not a curated record. NCBI's taxonomy places the organism in Eukaryota, Fungi, Basidiomycota, Agaricomycetes, Agaricales, Psathyrellaceae. Bases 1 to 1986 code for a protein of 661 amino acids.
AUGUCCAGCAGCGAUUCGAUGUCUAGCACUAACUCAGUGACCAACAGCGCCUCAACGUCCAGCAAUACCUCAACGUCCAGCAGUAUUACCUCGAUGUCCAGCAGUAUCUCAAUGUCCAGCAGCACGCUACCGUUACCCACCGACAUCCUCUACGCCAUCCUCGACCUCCUUUCAGAGGACAAACCCACCCUCCUCGCGACCUCCCUAACGUCCAAAUCCUUCACCGCGCAUUCCCAACGGUUGCUCUUCCGCUCGGUGUGCUUCGUGCUCAACUUGGACUUGGACCAUUCCGAUGGGGUGCUCGAUUCGGAUGUUGAGGGCAACUUGGACUUGGAUCGUUCGGAUGUACAUGGUGAGCUCGAGGUUGGGGAGACGCGACGAGACUCGAAAAAGUUGGAUUCCGAAGAGCCGCUGGCCAAGUUCGCCGGGGCGGUGAAGACGAAUGCAAAGCUGGGAUCGUAUGUUCGAUCGUUUUUGGUGGCUGUCAAGCCUCCUACCUACGAUCCCACCGAGCUUUCCCAGUCCAAUUCCGGUUCACCACUGGAGGAAACACUUCUCCAACGAUGUCGUCAAAAAGCCGAAACGGGAUUUUACACUCUCCUUCCCCGACUUACACAGCUAGAGCACCUCCAUAUUGUAGUGCAGUACCCGCAGAGGAACGUUCGAUCGGUGGUUUCGGUGAUGCGUAUAUUGGAGUUGGUGGGCUCGGGAGGCGAUGGGGGUUCGGUUGGGGGCUUGGACUCGGAUGGGGCCUUGGACUCAGGCUCAGGCUCAGGCUCGGGGAGGUUUGAGUCGUUGGGUUUGGGGAGUGCGUUUUUGGAUUUGUUGGUGGGGAUUCGGAAUCAGGGGGUCCAGGAGGAGGAGAGGGUGGGAAAUGUGAAGUUGAUUCGGACGCUUAAGCGUCUCAAGCGGUUGGAGGUUGAUAACUGCGAGUUGGAUUCUCCGAACGAACCUGCACCCGCACUGCCUGCCGCCACAACCUCGACCCAAAUCCAAACCCCCGAUACCAGCCCGGGUACGCCUGUCGCGCAACUAAACCUGGAGCAACUCGUCUUUUAUGGUCCUCGUACGAACUGUUUAGCGCCUCUCGUGGCUCUUCAAGCGCCCGAUACGCUGCGCCGGUUGUACCUUUGCACGAAUCGUAAUAUGGUGUUGGAAACAGGGCCGUUAAGGGAUUUAUUGGCGAAAUCGGGCUCGUCGUUGGAGUGGUUUGGGUAUGCGUAUCCUGGGGGGAGCUGGAGUGCUAGUGGGGAUGGUCAAUCGGUAGCAGCAGCAGUCGUACCCACUAUCGAAACCUCCAUCUUCGCCUCGCGCCACACACCGAUCUUUGCUUCGCUCACUUUGCUCAGGACGUUCAAGUUUAGGAUCGCUACGGCGGAUUUGUUUGAUUGGUUCAAUAGGCCUGCGACGGGGACGAGGACCGCGAUAAAGGAACAUUGUAGAUUCAUGGUUGAGAUACUUACCGGCAGCAGCAAGAGCAGAAGCAGCAGCAGUAACAGCUUGCCGGGUACCACCACCACCACUACCACCACCGACGAGGGUACCACCACCAACACCGACGAGUCCGAGGGCCCGCCGGCGAGGCCUAGCGCGUUAUCCUCCGUUCCGAACCUCGCCCUCCUCCAACUUGAUCUGUUUGGUUCCCAGACGGUUGAUGAUUUUGUGAGUCUUGACAUGGAGUGGGAGAGGGUGAGGAAGGUGUUGAUGGAGGGAGGAGGAGGAGGAGGAGGGGUGUUUGGAAAGUUGGAGAAGGUGGAGAUUCGUGCGUGUGUAAAGUGGGAGCUGCCGUGGAGGACGAGGUCGAGCUCAAACUCAAACUCGGCCCCCGGGUCUGACAGGCGUCCUAGGGACUUAACCGAUGAGGCCUUGACGGCGUGGAUGAAGGAGGGCCCGUUUGCGGGUCUCGAGGAGAAGAGGGGCGUUUGUGUGGAGGUGAGGAAUGUUAGUUGGAAGGAGGAGUAUUAUCCUUAUGUUAGUAAUCCUUGA